UAAAAUUAGGGCAUAUUUUUAUUUCGUACCUUCGGAGUUGGAAAAGCCUUCAGAGUCAUGGAGUCCAAUAGCAUCCAAGGCUAUGGCCAAGAUAUGUUCGACCAAUUGCCGGAUGAUAUCUUAUUAUCCAUCAUAGAGAGAGCUGACGUCCGCACAAUUAUAAAGACCAGUGCCCUGUCGACACGGUGGAAGCAACUGCCUCUUUUGCUAUAUAACAUCGACUUGGAUGUUGAUAAAUUUAUCCCCCCAAAUUCCUCCAUGUCGGCCGACGAAGCGAUGGCAAUUCUAAUUAAAUCGAUGAACAAUUUAUUUGGUUCUCCUCAGAGAGAAUGUACAAUUAAAGGGCUAACCCUUAGCUUCUGCUUGCUCACUGAUUUUGAGGCAUCAUUAAAGUAUUUGCUUAACAUCAGUGAGCUAGUUUGCAAUGCGGUCGACAAUGGUAAAGUGAAGAGCGUGGAGCUUGAGAUCAAAACUGAGAAGCCCAGUGUCGAUUACACCACUGAUGAUACGCUACUGCAUGCAAAGAGCGUAGUGUAUUUUUUUGAUAUAUCUCCUAGUCUGUCACGUUGCCUCACAAAGCUUUUUCUGAGGACGGCAAGGUUUUCUGAAGCAGAUUUUCAUCAACUAAUAGUCAGCUGUGACCAGUUGCAACAUCUAUCACUCUACUGUUGUGAGCUUUGGGAUUCGUCCACGCUGAAGCUGGAUAUGCCAAAUUCAAAACUCCGAUUUGUUUCGCUCUUCGGGUGCUUUAUCCAGACUGUAGAGUUUAUCUGCCUCCCUAAACUAAAGGAGCUACACUGUGAUUCAUGGCCCUUAACAGGGACUCCCUUAUCUUUUGGUGCGGUUCCAUGCCUUCAGGAACUGCUUCUUGUUUGUGUUAAGUCAAUCUUUCAAUCAGGAUUCAAAUUGACUGAUCUUCUGCGUGGUACUGCAAAUGUACAGGAUCUUACUUUGAACUUCCAAGGAGAAAAUAUUUGGAUUACACCUGAACGAAAAGAACUAAGCACCACUUUGAGCAAGAUAACGAAGUUGUUUCUGCAUGGAAUAUAUGUGAAAUUUAAUAUCUUAUGGACAAUGCUUCUCCUUGAAGCCGCACCAUCCGUUAAGAUCUUUGGUGUCGAGGUGUGGAACCAUCCAUGUGAAGAGGGUGGUGAGAGAGAUGGAUAUCCUGAAAGAACAAAUGCUUUGUGGGAUGCUGCACAGAUGGAUGGCUCGAUACUUCAUUUGCAAUUAGAGACGUUAGAAUUUGGUGGGUUCGAUCCAACCAUAAGUGAACACUUGGAUUUCAUAAGAGCUGUAAUUGAGCGUGCUCCCAAGUUAAAGUCAGUUAUUUUACAAGACGCAGAACCUUGUGAAUACUGUGAAUCAAUGGACAACCCAAUCUCAACAUCCAGGUUUCCGCAUAAUGAAGAUGAGAGAAGCACAGUGCUGAAGCAACUCAAAGCUGGGAUCUCUCGCCCUGUUGCAAUAGUCUUUUGCUAAUAGAAUAGGGAAUGUCGGAGAUUCUUUGUUACUGGGUAACUCGUAAUAAAACAGAUUCUCGUACCCUAUAAAAAUGAGGAUUUUUCUCGUUUGAUGUGUGACAGGUUAGUCUAUAUACACAUUGAUCCGGAAGAUUAUCACUGCCAGAGUAAAAUAGAUUCCCCGCAUCCUGUGAAAAGGUGAACUUUUUUUCUGUUCGAUGU
Messenger RNA from Oryza brachyantha (malo sina), 1685 nucleotides. RefSeq lists its product as uncharacterized. The transcript is spliced from 4 exons. NCBI's taxonomy places the organism in Eukaryota, Viridiplantae, Streptophyta, Magnoliopsida, Poales, Poaceae. Gene Ontology annotation, molecular function: protein binding. The record is from RefSeq and is a predicted model, not a curated record. The coding region runs from base 58 to 1482 and encodes 474 amino acids.